Messenger RNA from Naegleria fowleri, 3678 nucleotides. RefSeq lists its product as uncharacterized. NCBI's taxonomy places the organism in Eukaryota, Heterolobosea, Eutetramitea, Acrasida, Naegleriidae. The record is from RefSeq and is a predicted model, not a curated record. The transcript is spliced from 2 exons. Bases 1 to 3678 code for a protein of 1225 amino acids.
AUGUCAAAGCACACCACGGCGUCGACGGAUGCAUCACUCCCAACCACACCAGCACCGUCCUCGUUGUCGGUCCAACAUCGCAAUGACCACGACACGAAACAAGACCCAGCGAGCAAUGAAAAAACACUUCUGUUAUUAAUACCUAAUAACAAUAAUCACGCUGGUUGUUGGUGUUCAACACCAUCGUUCCGCAAUACUCAUUCAUCACCUCUCGAUACUAGCCAGUUCCCCACCUUUCAGCAAGAAGACGGCAUCAUCAUUCGGAACACUGCUGGCAAUUUCAAUAAGCCUAAUUGCUCAACUAAUAGUAGUACCGUUGAAACUAAUAACUUUGAAACAAUAUGCAAAUCCACACACAUUUCCGUUACAGAGAUGAAUGAGCCCAACUCCAAAUCGAAUACCUCUUUCCGAACACAUUCCCUAUCAGCAACACCCAUAAGUUCUACUACAACGACAUUCCAUGAUGAGCUCAAUUUUUGUAAAAACUCUUCUCUUUCUUGCAUCUUAGGAUUACUCAUCAUCAUAUCCUCUUCAAUUUUACUCAUGAUACUUGCCAUCUCUAUAACCAUCCUCCCACUUCUAAAUUUAUAUUCUCCUCAUUCAAAUGCAAAUCAUUCACCUUCCUCCUUUUCUUCUUCGUUGACAGCAUGGAUAUCCAAUAUAUGGCUACACUCAAUUCUGCCCGAUCCAAUCCGAAGUGGCUUAAAUGGAAUGUUCAAUUCUGUGAAUACCACACGAGAAAAUAAUAAGAUUUAUACCGAUAAUAGUACUUUUUAUACGCUGGAUGAGAAAUUUACACAUUGUCGAGUAUUCCCACAAAUGGGACAAGGACGAGCCAUUCUUCAGUGGAAAUUUUUGGAAGAACCAUCCUUUUCAGACUAUAAGCCUCUCAAUAAUAACAGUGAUAAUUACUUAAAAGGACCAAUUAUUCGAAUGAGACUUGUUAUUGGUGAAACUCCAUCAAACAUUUAUAUCUAUCCCAAACUUUUUGGAUUUGCCAAGAAUUUGACAAGUCCAGAAUUGAAAAAGUUUUUGAAAAAAGAACUGGAUGAGUUGGGAAAUCUGUAUCAAUACUUUUUUAAUCAAGAUUUAGAUAACAAGUCGAGUAUUAAGAUGAUUGAUUUUUUGAAUCAACCUCUCACUACUUUACAUGCUACCUACAUGGAUGCACUUCCAACUCUCUAUAUUUCAAGGAAUAAUUUGACUCAACAAGCGUAUUUGAAAGGUGUGACAGGCACGAUCAUUACAGAAAAUAUUAUACCCAAUUACUUAUCGAAUAAUACCAAUGUGACUUAUCCUGAUGCAAUUUGUAAUGAUGGAGAUGAUGUUGCGUUGUUACCACUUUUCAAAAGGACUAGACUUGUUUCUUAUAGAAACACUACAAAAAAGGCACAGAGUUUUUGCAGUUAUUCAUAUUCAUUUAUUCAAACUGGAGGAUGUUACACUACAUUUGAGAAGAGAUGGAAUAGAAUAUUGAGCAAGUCAGCCAAUACAACAGAACGACAGAAUAAUGAUGAUGAGGAUGUCUCCUCUUCAUUGAAAUAUGUGGUCUAUUUUAUUGGUCACAACUCUGCAAACUUUGCAAACACAACCUCUCAGUCAGAGCAAGCCAAGUUUUUAGCAUCAUCCAUUACGAGCCAAAAUCCUGAAGUUUUUUAUUUAGUACAUGAAGUGGACUUUUCUAUUGAUUACUAUGACAAGAAUUGUGAUUAUUAUAUUAGCCUCUAUAGCAUGUCUCCAAUGGAAAUUUAUAAUUAUUGGCGAGUGAUUCGACAUGUGUGCAUUUUCUUGUAUUCCAUGGUGGUUGCUGGAUUUUUGCUCUUAUAUAAGAACAAACAACCAAUUAAGAGCAGAAUACUCAUUUCAGGGCUUAGCGUCGUAGCGUGUUUAAUCUUCAGCAUUCUUGGAUGCAUUGGUGAUUUCAAUUUUUUCAAUUAUGAUGGGAUCGAAUAUUCUUUUUACAUCACAUUGGCAGUCCUGUAUUUGAUAUCCAUGUGUCGAUAUUUAUUUGUGAGAAAUUUAUACAGGGUUGUGAAGAUUGUGGAUGGAUUGGAGGAUGUGAGAUUUAAUGACGAAAAAAAAGUGCGUCAUUUUAAGAAACGCUUGGACCAGUUAUAUGCCUUGUCAAAAUUGGCGUCAGUUCGAUUUUUUGGGGCUGUUAUGGUAAUUCUAAUUAUUCUUUUUAACAUUCCCACUCCAGUGUUUGUGUGGAUUUUAAAUGAUAGAAGUACCGUAUCUGAUGAUAUUAAGAAUAUUUUCUCCACAGCCAUUGUCUAUUUGAAAAUGGUUUCUCUCGUUGUUGGAUUUAUUUUACCAGGUUUUUGUACUAUAUUUAUUGAUUUGGCAAUCAAUAGAAAGUGGAUUUUUAACCCCAUAUUAGAGUUUUUCAAGAGAAGUCUAAAAAUUGAACGGACUUCAGAUAAAAAUUCUGCACAAUCACAAUAUAUGAAGCAAGUUCAAGCAAGUACUAAAACCUUUAUCAGUCCAACAAGUGGAAUUACUAGGUAUUUCAGUAGCUAUGACGAUCCUUUAGCCUACAGAUUGGAAUUUAUGACAAGUACUAUUAUUGCAUUGAUUCUUGGGUUUUCAACAUUUGGUGUUGGUUUGAUUCAAAUUCCAAAUUGGAGAGUUGUACCUAAAAUUACAUUGCUCUCUGUCCAUGGUACUUUAUAUCUGUUGUUUGAAAUGAGUUAUGUGUUAUUGACAUGUGGAUUUAUUGUGAUUGUGCAAUUGGUUGCAGAAAGAAAGAAAGCCAACACCAAAAAGUUAUUUUUUCCAUCAGAUCUCGCUAGAACUAGAGAUGCCUCUACGAAAUUGUUAAUGGACACUAUUGCAGAUGUCACAGGAGAUGGAAGAAGCUUGAUUUAUAGAUUUUGCUGUUCUGAGUUUUCAUUAGAAAAUUUAUUGUUCUAUGAAAAAGUGACACGUAUUUUAGAACAAAUGAAAGCAAAAAAGUAUGAACAAGAUUCAGCCGCAAUGAAUAAGGCCAUUAGUGAUCUGUAUAACUCAUUUAUUGCCUCAUCUGGAUGUUUAGAAAUUUCUAUUGAUAGUGAAUUGAAAACCAAAAUUAUUCACUUCAUUGAGACUAUUGAUUAUGAAAAAAACGAUGAUGCUUCAUCCAUAUCUUCGGCCGCCAACAAGAGAUAUUUAAUUUUCAAAGGUGGACACGCUUUCAUGCAUUCCAAUCACAAAAAUGCGCUUGCCUUGUGUGAAAUAUUAGAAUCGCUCCGAGAAACAGCUCUCCUCAAUUUACACGAUACAUUCAGUCGCUUAAUCACCACAAAAACGUUUAAAGUAUAUUUCGACAAGAGAGCAACUGAAAUGAAUGUAAUGAAACGAGCUGGAAUUAUCACCACUCAUCAUUCAAGCCACUCCAUUUCACUCAGAAAAGAGUCUAUCGAACUUGUAGAUAUUCAACAAGAUACAACACAAGCACAAACUGUGACUUCUCAUACGACCACACUAACCUCACCAGGUAUCAGUAAUCCACAAGAAACACUUGUGACAUCAGUUUUGAAGCAAGAGGAAAAUCCAGAUGAAAUUUUAUUGACGGAUGAGAAUGUGAUUUACACAGAUGAAGAGAAACAUUCACCACAACAUUCUGAAAGUGAUGAUGACUACUACGAAAAUGAAGAAGAGGAUGAUUAUGAUGAAAGAAAGAGCCAAUCUCAACAAUAA